AUGAAGAAUAUUUGCCCUCUGUUGGUCCUUCAAAGCCUAAUAAAAAAACCCGUAAAUCGCCAUCAUCAAAGAGAUCUACUCCGAUAAACAUUUCAGAAGACGAGGAUGAUAUACGGAAUAUUACAAAAGAAGGAUUGAUUCCAAAAAGUGCGGUAUUUGACAUAGACUCCCUUGCUAUGGCUGCAUCGAUAGUUAAUGUCACUCGGGAUUCUGUCUCAAAAUAUUUUGGCGAUGACGAUUUUUCACAUAUACAAUUGAAGAAAGAUCAUGUGAAUAGGCCAUUAUGGAUAAAUCCAAAGACUGGUCAUAUUAUUCUUGAAGGAUUUUCACCUUUUGCAGAAAAAGCUCAAGAUUUCUUAAUUGCAAUUAGCGAGCCUGUGAGCAGACCAUCUCAUAUUCAUGAAUAUAAGUUGACGCCCUAUUCAUUAUAUGCUGCGGUUUCUGUUGGGUUAGAGACAGAAGCUAUAAUAGAAAUUGAAAUUCCUGAUUCCAUUAUAAAACUUAUCAGGUCAUGUACAUUAUCUUAUGGCAAAGUAAAGCUCGUGCUCAAACACAAUCGAUACUUUGUCGAAUCAUCACAUCCUGAUGUAUUACAAAUAUUAUUACAAGAUAAAGAUAUUGCAGAAGCUCGUGUUGUGAAUGCUGAAGAGUUCGAUAAUGAAAAGUUUCUAAAAAAUAAGGCACCAACAAGCAAAGAUUUGGUAAUUCCUGGUAAAAAAGUUCACGAAAAAACUGAUGAAACAAAUAUAAAUGAGAAAGAAAAAUUACUUACCACAGAGGAGGAUAGUUUAUUUAAUGCUGUGGUUGUGAAAAAACGUUGCAUUGCUCUUGAUUACCCUAUGUUGGAGGAAUAUGAUUUCCGCAACGAUUCAACACUUGCACAACUUGAUAUCGACCUCAAACCAAUAACGGUAAUUCGUCCUUAUCAAGAAAAAUGUUUAAACAAGAUGUUUGGUAAUGGACGUGCAAGAUCUGGAAUUAUAGUGUUGCCUUGUGGUGCUGGUAAAACACUUGUGGGCAUAACAGCUGCUUGCACUAUCAAGAAAAGUUGUCUUGUACUUGUAUCUGUAAUGCAAUGGAAGCAACAAUUUAUGACAUGGUCAACCAUUAAAGAAAGUCAAAUUGCUGUUUUUACAUCGGAUCAGAAAGAGAAGGCAAGAUUAAUAUCACCUUUUACUUUUAUAUCCACAUACAGUAUGGUCGCUAAUACUAGAACCAGAUCUUAUGAAGCUUCAAAGAUGAUGGAGUUCAUAACAGGAAGGGAGUGGGGAUUUGUACUCUUAGAUGAGGUGCAUGUAGUACCUGCUAAUAUGUUUAGAAGAGUGGUUACAACAAUUGCAGCUCAUACGAAGCUUGGUCUCACGGCGACUUUGGUUCGUGAAGAUGACAAAAUUGGUGAUUUAAACUUUUUGAUUGGACCAAAAUUAUAUGAAGCUAAUUGGAUGGAUUUAGCUUCAAAAGGACACAUCGCCAAUGUUCAGUGUGCUGAAGUCUGGUGUCCAAUGACUCCAGAAUUUUAUGCAGAAUAUCUUAAAGCUACUUCUAGAAAACGAAUGUUAUUGUACGCCAUGAAUCCAAAUAAAUUUCAUGCGUGUCAGUAUUUGAUUCGCUUUCAUGAAGACCGUGGAGAUAAGAUUAUUGUUUUUUCGGAUAAUGUAUAUGCUCUGGAGAAAUAUGCAAAACAAUUGAAAGUUCCUUUUAUUCAUGGUAAAACAAAGCCACCGGAACGUUUGGCUAUUCUUCAAAUGUUUCAACAUAACCCCAAGGUGAACACGAUCUUUUUAUCAAAGGUUGGUGAUACAUCCAUUGAUUUACCGGAAGCUACGUGUCUUAUACAAAUAUCUUCUCAUUAUGGUUCUAGACGUCAAGAGGCGCAACGCUUAGGCCGUAUUCUUCGUGCUAAACGUCGUAAUGAUGAAGGAUUUAAUGCCUUCUUUUAUUCUCUUGUAUCAACUGAUACGCAAGAAAUGUUCUAUUCAACUAAGAGACAACAAUUUUUAAUUGAUCAAGGAUAUGCAUUUAAAGUAAUUACAAAACUUGAAGGGAUGGAUACAGCUACAGGUUUAGUUUAUAGAGAUCAUCAAGAUCAAUUAUCAUUAUUGACAGAAGUUUUAUUAGCGAAUGAUCAUGAUGCAGAUUUAGAUAAUGAUAUUGAGAUAAAUGUUGAUGAUUUACCCGGUACUGUCACUAGUAGAAAUUUCACAUCACAACAAAAAGGAUAUGGAGUUAAAAGAUCUGUUAGUAGUAUGAAAAGUUUAUCAGGAGCUGAUAAUAUGGCGUACAUGGAAUUUUCUGGUAGAUCUCAUUCAAAAGCAAUAAUGCCGAAAAAAGAUAAAAAAACCCAAGCGAAAGAUCAUCAUCCUUUAUUCAAGAAACAAUGGUUGAGAUAA
Molecule: messenger RNA, 2390 nt
Organism: Funneliformis geosporum
Lineage: Eukaryota; Fungi; Glomeromycota; Glomeromycetes; Glomerales; Glomeraceae
Source: the annotation of a GenBank genome assembly